Messenger RNA from Botrytis byssoidea, 1188 nucleotides. RefSeq lists its product as uncharacterized. The transcript is spliced from 6 exons. Gene Ontology annotation, molecular function: electron-transferring-flavoprotein dehydrogenase activity; flavin adenine dinucleotide binding. Gene Ontology annotation, cellular component: cytoplasm. The record is from RefSeq and is a predicted model, not a curated record. Lineage: Eukaryota; Fungi; Ascomycota; Leotiomycetes; Helotiales; Sclerotiniaceae. The coding region runs from base 1 to 1188 and encodes 395 amino acids.
AUGUUCUACACCAACGAAAUGCAUACGCCGCACAUCCUGGUCAUCGGUGGUGCCUAUGGAGGGUUCUCCGUCGUCACAAAUGUGUUGAAUUUGAUAGAGGGAAAUCCUCAAUUAUCUUCACCUCUUCCUCCACCCCCACUGGAUGAUUGCACGAUUUUGACUACUCCACGAAUAACAAUCCUCGACGAACGAGAUGGAAUAUAUCAUACCAUGGGAUCACCGCUGGCCCAUUCCAAUUCAGAAUUCGCAUCGGAAGCUUGGAGGAGAUUUGACGAUAUCCCCAUUCUGCAUCGUCAAGAUGUCCGUACGAUUCAGGGAAAAGAGAAUUCUACUAGUCCGUCGAAGCACAUCCCGUACGACUACUUAGUUGUAGCGACAGGAACAAGUAGAAAUUGGCCAGUAGUGCCACAAUCAUCAAAAAGAGAGGAGUAUCUGCAAGAUAUUCAUGACAACAUCGAGAGCUUGCGUGGUUCAAGAAGAGUGGUGAUAGUUGGUGGAGGCGCUGUUGGUGUUGAAUUUUCUGCAGAGAUCAAAGCUAAUUUCCCAAGCACGGAAGUUUAUCUGAUUCAAUCUCGUCCACACCUUCUCCACGCCGAGCCUCUCCCCAAGGGAUUCAAACAGCGAGCAGCUGAUAUUCUUGCUGGACUGGGUAUCCAGCUCCUAUUGGGUUGUAGGGUUGACAAGAUUCUAGAUGGCGGUAGAUCAGGAUUCAAGAGCAUGCUCACACUGUCGAACGGACUUCAUCUCGGAGCAGAUCAUGUAAUACACACAAACUCGCCUCACGUGGCCCGUACGGACUUUCUCCCGAUAAAGGCACUCAACUCACAGGGGUAUAUAAAUGUUCGAUCUACGCUCCAAUUCCCGUCAAAUCUAGUGAACGCAGAUUUUCACUAUGCAGCCGGUGAUGUAGUGUCAUGGUGUGGCAUCAAGAGAGUGGGCAAUGCAUUCAUAAUGGGUCAACAUGUUGCCACAAACAUUGUCCGUCAAAUGUGUAGCAGUCGGAUGGAGAGGGAUCCUAAAACGCUAGCUGUGUGCCCUCAAAUCCAACCUAUGAUGGCAUUAUCGAUUGGAGAUACUGCUUUAGUUUAUCCCGAAGGCGAAGGUGAUUCAUGGGGCGAAGAGCAACAAAGUUUAGUUGUGAGACGAGGUCUUGGUAUUGAUUUAUGCUCAGUCUAUCUUCAAAUUUGA